Ooceraea biroi (clonal raider ant) is the source of this 2483-nucleotide messenger RNA. RefSeq names its product WD repeat domain-containing protein 83. Gene Ontology annotation, molecular function: protein binding. The record is from RefSeq and is a predicted model, not a curated record. NCBI's taxonomy places the organism in Eukaryota, Metazoa, Arthropoda, Insecta, Hymenoptera, Formicidae. Gene Ontology annotation, biological process: mRNA splicing, via spliceosome. Gene Ontology annotation, cellular component: catalytic step 2 spliceosome.
GCUGGGAUAACAUGACAAAUAUAAAAUACUUCUAUGACUUGUAACUGUACAAAUAAUAAAGAGAGCGUCUAAUAAUUGUUUUAAUAAAAUUAAAAGAGACAUUUUGCUAUCCAAUUUGCUUUUGCACAAAUAAUGGAUAUCAAAUACAAAUUUAUGAAAGAAAUUGAUUGCAAACAAGGAGCCGUCAGAUCCGUACGAUUCAGUGUCGAUGGUUCUUACUGCGUAACCUGUGGGUCAGACAGAAAAUUGAAGCUAUGGAAUCCUUACAAGGCAGUUUCCUUGAAAACUUAUGGCGGACACGGCGACGAAGUGAUGGAUGCCUCCGCGUCCUGUGACAGCAGUCAAAUUGCAUCUUGCGGAUUAGACAAGUCUGUAAUUCUCUGGGAUGUAGCAACGGGCCUACCUGUACGUCGCUUUAGGGGACAUGCAGGUCCAGUUACAACAGUAAGGUUCAACGAAGAAUCCUCAAUGAUAGUCUCUGGCUCACGUGAUAACAGUGUCAUGUGCUGGGACGGACGUUCCAAAUCGCAAGAAGCUGUACAAUGCUUGAGCGACGCUAAAGAUUCCAUCUCGAGCGUGAGAGUUUCAGAUCAUGAAAUCUUGUCCGCUUCUUUCGAUGGCAAAGUACGUACUUACGAUAUACGUGUAGGAGAGCUCUGUGCUGAUUACGUGGGAGAUGCAGUCACGUGUGCUAGUUUUACAAGAGAUGGCCAGUGUCUGGUCGUCAGUUGUGCGGACGACGUGGUCAGAUUGAUUGACAAAGAUUCUGGGGAGCUGCUUGGUGAAUUCACGGGACAUACUGGGAAAGACCUGUGCUUGGAAUCAAGCGUGGAUUAUCACGAUUCGAAGAUCCUUUCGGGUUCGGCGGACGGAAAGUUAUGGAUUUGGGAUCUCGUGUCUCAAAAAGUCGUCGCAAAACUGUCGGGAUUUAAGCCAACCAAACAUCCUACCGUAUCCAUAAGUGUUCAUCCACAGAAGAAUUGCUUCUUAGCUUCCAACGGAUCGGAUAUAUUGAUGUGGACUACUUCAGCUGAUUCGACUGAUGAAUAAUUAUUAAGAUUGUAAUAUUUGUACAUAAUUAAUAUAUUUUAGCUCUCAAACAUGAAUAUACAUGUAUUAUAAUGUAUUACAAUUUAUAUAAUAUAAUGAUACGUUUUUAUAAAAUCAAGUACUCUCUUGGACAGUUAAAUAUUAGAAUUCGCAUGCGAAAACAAGAAAUGAUAAAAAAUGCUCUUGAAUGAUAAUUAACAAGAUUUUGCUACAAUCCCUACGCAAAACCUGUUUGCACACUACACUUGUGCCGCGAAGUAACAAUGCAUAAAACGCGAUCGCGAGAAAUUUUAGACCGCCGCGCGGGCGUUUCUCAUACGACGUUCCGACAGAAGUGAGAGAGAAUAUAGGUUAAGUUGGGUCACAUCACAUAAUCGCACUGAUGUGCAUACGUAAUACGUGCAUACUACACACACAUAUACGUAUGUACUCGGCAGUUCACGCGCGCGUAUGAUGUGCGUGAAAAAGACUUUCGAGUGUGUGCAUUUUAAUGCCGGUGCGACAAGGACAGGCGCCAGUUCGCAAAAUAAGAUGAGAGCGGAUGGGAGGGAAGAACAUGCGCGCGCAGGUGGCGCGAUCAUUCGGUACGUCAGAGUCAUUGGUCACCGGUAACGCGAGAGCGAAGGAGAGGGAAAUCGUUUUGCGCGGAGGAUGGAGCGCGACAGAGCGCAAUAGCAGAAAGCAAAAGAAACCGACCGAAGUGCAGUGCCGGAUUAAAGAAGUCGGGCGAAUUGCUUUCGAUACUUUUCAUCACGGGUAAAAGCUUGCAUUUAAAAAGGCAUUGAAGGCUUAACGAGUGCAUUAUCACUUUUAAAAUUAACAGCAUUGAGUAGAAAUAUAAAGUUCUGAGAUUUCCACAAAGUCUCGAAAUUUCCUAGACGCAAAAUCGUAUUGAAUUCUCUAUAUCGCGCAAAAGGUCAAAGAAACUCGGACUCGAAGCUAAUGCGUGUCUACCCGUGAGUAUUAUGGGCACGUGAUGGUGCUUGUUUAAUGCUAACUUGUAAACAAGUGAAAAGCUGCACGAGAAUAUUUUUCCUCGUACUCGUAACAUCGAAAAUUGGACUCGUUGCUGCGCGGUGUGUCGGCUCGGACGGCUCGGGAACCGUCCAACGUCCCGUUAUUUUCGGUGUCUACUGUUCGGAAACAAAAAUAUCGAAUUUUCGCGUUGCGAGUCGCCCCGAGAUUUCCGGGCGCUGAUGCCUCACGCGCUCGCGCGGCGGUCCGCCACUGCCGAAUCGACGCAGUAAGCAAGAGAGACGGGCAAGAGGGAGUAGGAUGGAUAUACCUCAUGAGACACACGAAGAUAUCCGCAGACGGGGCGGGCCGGUCAGUCUCGCCACUUCGUGAGGUGUGUUUUUUGCCGCGUGUAGCCGCGAAGAAGAGAGUGAACGAUACACGGAAAAGGACGGAGGACAAAACGGAGGAGGUUAGGG